GGAGAGCCACACCGCUCGUAACCGUUACAUUUCAAACACACGAUUGCAACCGAGAGGAAGACGAAGAAGUUACAGAGAUAGAAGGGAAUGGGUUGCAUCUCCUCCAAACCACUCGCCGAAGACGAUCUCGACCCCGGGAUCUUCAUCUCCGACGGCGUCGGAUUGGCCAGCGAGUGCCCCAACCACGUCGUCUUGCUCACCUCCACCACCUACGGCGUCCUAAACCUCGACCGUAGUGAACCUCACGGGAAGAAGUGCGACGCCGAAGAAGCAGAGGAAGUCAUCAAGAGGGAAUGCAGGAGAUCUCCUCGUGCUGAUCUCACCAUCGAUCGAUUCGAUAAGAGCGUCGCGAAGGAAGUGCCCUCGGAGGUCAUCGAUGCACGGGAACUCAUGGAGGACCUAGUCGACGAGACGCCGUUCUGGACACCGCUAAAGAAGCCCGCGAAACUCCAUGCUUCGAAGGUCUCGGCGUCGCCCAAGAAGCAGAUAAGGAGAGCGUUAGGGAAGGAGAACGCGCCGCAGCGGCGGGAUCCUAAAAGCGGGGAUCUUGACAAGAAUCGGAUACUGAGGCCCUUCAGUUCUUCGGACAACGGGAAGCGGAUCGGAUUAGCAGCGCAGACUCCGUGCAAGAACAGUCUCACUGAUGCCGGCAAGGCAUCCGGGAGAGAUUCUAGGGGGUCUGCGUCGAGGAGGAGUCUGAGCCCUUUCUUUGAUCCAGAGCUCGUUGCGUCCCUGGAGAGGGAAUACUUUCAGGAAGGGGAGCAGAUAAAAAAGAUGGUUCUUUUAUCUCCUAGAAACCGAAAAGCCCAUGAUCCCAGUUUCCUGCUUCGGUCCUACCAGGAGAAGUGCCCUCCGGGAGGACAGAACACGGUGGUUCUGUACACGACGACGCUGCGGGGGAUAAGGAAGACGUUCGAGGACUGCAAUGCCGUCAGAUCCACGCUAGAGUCCUACCAUGUCCGAAUCAUGGAGAGGGAUAUCUCCAUGGACUCGGGAUACCGAGAGGAACUGAGGUCGCUAAUGGGAUCAAAGGAAGUCAAGGUCCCUGCAGCUUUCGUCAGGGGGAGGCUCAUCGGCGGCGCCGAGGAGGUGCUGAGGUUGGAAGACGAAGGGAAACUGGAGCUGCUUCUGGAGGGGAUUCCAAGGGCGGCGUCAUCCUGCGAGGGCUGCGCUGGGUUGAGGUUCAUCAUGUGUAUGGAUUGCAGUGGCAGCUGCAAGGUGUUGGAUGAAGAGCAGAAGAAGAUGGUGAAGUGUGGAGUCUGUAACGAGAAUGGUCUAAUUCACUGCCCCAUAUGUUGCUGAGCAAACUGUCCUCCUUUCCUGCAACUCUGUAAGUGUUGGCCACUCCACUCCUCCAUACCAACACUUGCAUCCUCCAUUGAUCGUUCCAAUUUAUUUUCUUGUAUUAUUUGUGCUUAUUCGACUGGAGCUCAUCACAAUGCUA
Messenger RNA from Musa acuminata subsp. malaccensis (wild Malaysian banana), 1444 nucleotides. RefSeq lists its product as uncharacterized. The record is from RefSeq and is a predicted model, not a curated record. NCBI's taxonomy places the organism in Eukaryota, Viridiplantae, Streptophyta, Magnoliopsida, Zingiberales, Musaceae.